AUGGGAGUCGUGCUCUUCAACUACUCGGAGGCAGACUUCACCGUGAAGCCCCGCGACCGCGUCAUACAGAUUAUCGUCCAGGUGAUUGCAACGCAGGAGGUCCCCGGGUUGGAGGACCUCGACGCCACCGUCCGGACGUCACCGAGGUGGAGGACGACGCCACCGUCCGGAGUUCCUCAAGGUGGAGGACCUCGACGCUUUGUACAUACAUCUAGAGAAGUGGUCUGGUUAGGUUGGUGGUGA
Triticum turgidum subsp. durum (durum wheat) is the source of this 243-nucleotide messenger RNA. NCBI's taxonomy places the organism in Eukaryota, Viridiplantae, Streptophyta, Magnoliopsida, Poales, Poaceae. The record is from the annotation of a GenBank genome assembly.